AUGUCUUCCUUAUCUCCAUCAAUAACAAAAGAUGGACUGCACCUAUCCGUCAAUAAAAAUGUCAUCGUAACAAAUGAAAAUCAGAUAAAUGAAUCACAUAGUAAACUCAUUGAAAAUUUAAAAGAUUUUGUAGAUUCAUUUAAAAAAAUCGAUGAUAAUAAUAAUCAGUAUGAAAUUGAAAAAAAUGAAAUCAACAACAUUAAAUCCGACCAAUUCAAUGAUAAAUUGAAUAAUCAACUGCAAAAGACUAUACAACCUCGUCAUGUCAUAAUGAUAUCCCUGGGAACAGGCAUAGGUACCGGACUUCUCGUAGGAAAUGGUGCAACUUUACACAAUGCAGGCCCUGCGGGACUUCUAAUAGGUUACAUCAUAAUGGCUUCGUGUAUUUACUGCAUCAUCCAAGCUUGUGGUGAAAUGGCUGUCAACUAUUUAACUCUGAUCGGAGGUUUCAAUAAUUAUCCAUCUUUUUUAGUCGAUACCGCCUGGAAUUUCGCUGUCGCUUGGGUUUAUUGUAUACAAUGGUUAUGUGUGUGUCCAUUGGAAUUAGUAACUGCUUCAAUGACAAUAAAAUAUUGGAAUGAAAAAGUCGAUCCAGACGUAUUCGUCACAAUAUUUUAUCUGUUGAUAAUUGCAAUUAAUUUAUUCGGUGGUGCAAGAGGCUACGCUGAGGCAGAAUUCUUUUUUAAUCUAUGUAAAAUAUUAAUGAUAGCGGGAUUCUUCAUCCUCGGCAUUAUACUAAUAUGUGGGGGCGCAGGAACUUCAGGCUAUAUAGGUGUCUCCUAUUGGAACAAUCCAGGUGCCUUUAGAGGCCAUACUCCAGGUACUAGAUUCAAAGGUAUCGUCAGUACUCUUGUCACUGCUGCAUUCUCAUUCGGUCAAACUGAAUUUUUAGCGAUUACAGCAUCAGAGCAAUCAAAUCCAAGAAAGGCAAUCCCUUCAGCCGCUAAAAAAGUCAUCUAUAGAGCAUUAUUUAUUUACGUUGGCUCAAUUAUUAUAGUCGGCUUCUUGGUUCCUUAUAACUCUCCAGAGUUAUUAGGUUCAAAAAGUUCUCAAACGAAAGCUUCUCCAUAUGUCAUUGCGGUGGCAUCCCAUGGAAUUCGUAUCGCCCCACAUUUUAUUAAUGCAGUUAUCCUCAUAUCAGUACUCUCUGUGGCAAAUUCAUCCUUUUAUUCAAGUUCUCGCAUGCUAUUAACCUUGGCAAAACAAGGUUACGCUCCAAAAAUUUUCACUUAUCUUGAUCGAAAAGGUAGACCACUUUUUGGUAUCAUUGCCGCCUCUUUACUGGCAACGAUUGCCUUCUGUGCAUCUUCCCCAAAGGAAACUGAAGUAUUCAGUUGGCUAUUGGCUAUUUCCGGAUUGUCACAAGUGUUUACAUGGGGGACAAUUUGUCUCUCUCAUAUCAGAUUUAGAAGAGCAAUGAAAAUUCAAGGUAGAUCACUCAAUGAACUUGGCUAUAAGUCUCAAGUCGGCGUUUGGGGGUCCAUAUAUGCUGCCACAGUAAUGUUUCUUAUAUUAAUUGGUCAAUUUUGGGUCGCUUUAUGGCCCUUGAACUCCAAUGGUGCUAAUAUUACAAAUUUUUUCAAAGAAUAUUUGGCUAUGCCAAUCUUACUACUAUUUUAUUUUGGCUAUAAAACUUGGAAAAAGGAUUGGAACUUAUUUAUAAGGGCAAAAGAUAUCGAUUUAAUUAGUCAUAGACACAUUUACGAUGAAGACGUAUUGAAACAAGAAAAAAACCAGUACAAGGAAAAUUUGAAAAAUGGAUCAUUGUGGUUAAAGAUAUACGCAUUCUGGUGUUAA
Molecule: messenger RNA, 1797 nt
Organism: Kazachstania africana CBS 2517
Lineage: Eukaryota; Fungi; Ascomycota; Saccharomycetes; Saccharomycetales; Saccharomycetaceae
Exons: 1
Coding region: 1-1797 (598 amino acids)
Biological process (GO): amino acid transmembrane transport
Cellular component (GO): membrane
Molecular function (GO): amino acid transmembrane transporter activity
Source: RefSeq, a predicted model, not a curated record